AUGCUAUUUAGUCGCUUCUGCUGCUACGUCCUUUCGCCUCAUCUUUCCCCCUCCCUUGUACCCCUCUCCUUCCAUUACGGCUCAAAGUCUAACCUUCGUCUCAUCGGGCGUCGUUUCGACUUAUACGUCAAGACAGUCCGCACUCAAAGCAUCAUUCGCCCACAGCGCCUUCUCGCCGCCAAUAUCGUCAUUCAGCGACAACGACAGCCCAUCGACUACACAUCUCUUGAUUCUUUCAGCACCUCUCAUCGCUCCGACCCACUGCCCUGCUUCUACCGCGAUCGACCUGUUCUGACUGAUUCGUACAGCUCCUUUCAAUCGCCUCUUCCGACACAUGGUCAACUUGCCUCGAAGGAUUUCAUUGCGUCAGCCCAGCAGCAAACUUUGACGGCCGGUGGGAGGAAAGAUCCGACCAAAGCCAGACGACCGACAUCUAGGCGGAGCGCUAUUGUCAGCACUCAUCGGGCAGCGCGCUUCAAAAGAAGCAAAGGCGUUUGCUCAUUUGAACGCACUAGCUUGACCCUCUGCCUGCAUCACAGUGUGAAUGCUGCCGAGAUUGCUGUCGCCUUACUCUCGAGGUUGCUCAUCGGUGAGCCGUGUUCCGAUCUCACACUUCUUUCCUUUGCAAGAUCUGACUUGCCAUCUACCGCAACACCCUGCAAUUGA
Molecule: messenger RNA, 666 nt
Organism: Pseudozyma hubeiensis SY62
Lineage: Eukaryota; Fungi; Basidiomycota; Ustilaginomycetes; Ustilaginales; Ustilaginaceae
Exons: 1
Coding region: 1-666 (221 amino acids)
Source: RefSeq, a predicted model, not a curated record